AGUUUAUUUUCAGACAAUCUGACAUCAAAUAUAACUGCAAAUCACAAACACACUCAUGAAUGUAAAGUGAUUGUUUAAUCACUGAUUAAAACUGCAUUUAUGCGCUGAAAUUGUUCAAUCAUAAUUUUGAAAACAAACCCAAGAAAUAACGUUCCCAAACUAAACUGGUUGUCAUUCAUGAAGUCUUUGGACUGCAGGGGUAGGUUUGGUCUCUUUUGAAAGAAAGGACUUCAGGUUUGUUGUCCAACAUUAUAAAGUGAAACAGUAAGAAAAGCUUUAAUGUGUAGUGGAGUUGAGUCAUGUAGAGGAGUUUUGAGUGUCAGUAUUGACUGUGGGCGGUCAGAUCUACAGAGGAGUUGACGAUCGAUCAUUAUGAUCACUGACAGACGGGAGUCUGCGCGGUUUUGUUGAUUGAUUACGAUGGAAUUAUUAAUAUGGCUUUUGCUUUUCUUCACACUGUACAGUCAUCAUGUGUUAUGCUGGAGUGAACGCACAGUGUUUCAGUCUCCUCAACAUGCCAAUACAGUUCUCCUGCGAUCCAAACGUGCCAACAUGUUCUAUUUGGAGGAGUUUCUGCCAGGCAAUCUGGAGCGGGAGUGUAUGGAGGAGAAAUGCAGCCAUGAGGAGGCGAGAGAAUGCUUCGAGAAUGAUCAGAAAACAGAAGAGUUUUGGACCAAGUACUAUGAUGGAGACCAGUGCAGUCCAAACCCGUGUCAGCAUGGUGCCACAUGCAAAGACCGGAUCGGAGGAUAUACCUGCAAAUGCACUGACAUGUACAGCGGAGCAAACUGUGAGACAGAUGUAUCUCAGUGUCCAUCUGAAGGACCUUUAGCCUGUGAGCAUUUCUGCAGAAUGACACACGAUUCAUAUCGUUGCUUCUGUGCUCGAGGAUACAUGCUUCAGAGCAACGGCAGAAACUGUCAGCCACAGGUUCAGAAUCCUUGUGGAAAGACAGACACCUCCAACCAAAGUGAACGCAGCAGCUCAUUUUGUAAUGAAGGACACUGUCCAUGGGAGGUGAAGUUUCUGAACGCUAAUGGUGAUGUCGUCUGUCAUGGUGUGAUUCUGGGGAGGGUGUCUGUGCUCACAUCAGCUCUGUGUAUGUCCAUACUGACAGAUCUCCACAUCAGUCUAGGGGGUUACUCAAACAUAACGCUUAACGCUGCGAGCUGGACGCCUCACAAGAAAUAUGUGUCGGGUCAACCGGAGGAUGACCUCGCCUUCCUAGAACUGCAACAGCCCAUUCCACAGGAAGUAGGAGCCGUUCCGCUGUGUUUGCCUGAGAAAGACUACAGUGAGAAUAUUCUGAUGAGGAGUGGCCGAGAGGGCGUGGUCAUGGGCAGUGCCAGUCACUCUUAUCUCUCAUUGGACGACUGUCGCACUCUCAACCUGACGUUCUUAAUGACCAAUAAGAUGUUCUGCAUGAAGAAACACAAGUCUGGCAUUCCCAUGAGAUCUAAACUGCUGCAGGAACGAGUGACGUGUUCAGUGAAGUCCGGCAGUCCCGUUGCAACAGUGAACGGAAAAACAGCGUUCCUGACCGGAAUUUCUCUGGCCAGUGAACACUGUGAUGACAGACUCGUGUUCACUAAAUUAUCACGAUAUCUGCACUGGAUCCGUCCACUUCUGCGUGCUUCAGAGAAAAAUAAAUGAAUAAAUUAAUUUAUUAUGGUGCCUUAAUACCAAAAUUAAAUAUGCAGAUAAUCCAAUACCAAUAAACAGCUCUCACGAAACCUGUCAAGAACACAUCUGGAUCAUGCUUCACACAAAAAAAUAGAAAUAAUACAUUAUUAUUUGCAAUAAACGAUUCUCAUUACAAUAAAAAAUAAAAUAAAAAUAAAGUAUUUAUUUAUACAUCAUGGUAGUAUUUGUGUCAUUGCCUUAAUUUUAUGCAAAUGUAUAUUUUUAAAAGCAUUGUGUUACAUUAUCUAAAUGUAAUACAGUAAUUUGAAUGUAUUAUGGUGUGUUCACCUCAUUACCGUAUGGAAUUACCCUAAUAAAAAAAACUUGACUUUCAAAAAGC
This is a messenger RNA of Myxocyprinus asiaticus (Chinese sucker), 2023 nucleotides long. It is a transcript of the gene prozb, whose product is annotated as protein Z, vitamin K-dependent plasma glycoprotein b. The transcript is spliced from 8 exons. The record is from RefSeq and is a predicted model, not a curated record. The coding region runs from base 421 to 1653 and encodes 410 amino acids. Gene Ontology annotation, cellular component: extracellular region. Gene Ontology annotation, molecular function: serine-type endopeptidase activity; calcium ion binding. Lineage: Eukaryota; Metazoa; Chordata; Actinopteri; Cypriniformes; Catostomidae. Gene Ontology annotation, biological process: proteolysis; blood coagulation.